Molecule: messenger RNA, 2096 nt
Organism: Nicotiana tabacum (common tobacco)
Lineage: Eukaryota; Viridiplantae; Streptophyta; Magnoliopsida; Solanales; Solanaceae
Source: RefSeq, a predicted model, not a curated record
CAAAAGAAAAAUCUCUCCUCCAUAUUCUUUCCAUCACUUUCCAGCUGGUUGAGGAUUUUGGUUUUUGGAUCCAAAACCCUCUCUCUCUCUCUCUCUAAAUCUUGAAAUAGUCCAUCUGUCUGUCCAUGCCAUCAACCAGAUCAGUCACAGAAAUUAUCUUUAAAAUCCUAAAGCUGACAUCUGUGAAGCUGUAAGUGGACCAAACUCCUAUUGUUCAUAUCCCAGGGUAACACCUCUAUUCAGGAAAAAAAAAUUGAAGCUUUGUUGAGCUAAAUAAGGAGAUAAUUUUCAGGUUCGAGCUCUGCGCUAUGUAAACUAAGUCUGGUAUUUAAGUGAGGAAGAGUAGAGAAUCGGGCUCAUUAUCCUCUGAGUUUCGAAGGUUACAAUUGUUCCUAAAGGUUGACACUACGCGAAUUUCUCAUUCCUUAAAAAAUAAGGAGAGAAUUUUUCAGGUUCGAGCCCUGCACGAUGCAAUCUAAGUCUAGUAUUUAAGUGAAGAAGGGUAGAGAAACGGCCCCAUUAUCCCCGAGUUUUGACGGUUACAAUUGUUUCUAAGGGUUAGCUCCACACGGAUUUCUCGGUCAUAAAAAAAUAAGGAGAUAAUUUUCAGGUUCGAGCUCUGCGCCAUGCAAACUAAGUUUGAUAUUUAAGUGAAGAAGGGUAAAAAGGUAGGCUCAUUAUCUCCGAGUUUCGAAGGUUACAAUUGUUCUUAAGGGUUGGCUCGAGACAAAUUUCUCGGUCAUUAAAAAAUAAGGAGAUAAUUUUGGGUGAUUUAAGUGAUCAAAUGGGGUCAUCUGGAUUUUUCCUCUUGUGUAUUCUUCAUUCUAUGGUGGCAUUAACUUCUGGAGGAUUAAUGAUGUUUUACAGCAAUGAGGUAUUUAUAUUUAGCCAUGGCAGAGAACGUGCUAGUAAACUUCUGGGGUCAACACCACAUGAUCAAUUAAUAAUCCAAAUAUCUGAUUCAUUUUCUGGACUGCUUUUAUUUGCAAUUGGAUUUUUCUUGUUCAUGGUUGCAUUUAUAAAGGAUAGAGAGUUUCAUGGAUUCUUUGCUAAAGGAUGUGUUCUUCUUCACAUUGCUAUGGCUAUUUGGAGAAUUUACUUUGAGAGGAAACUUGAAGAGGAUCUUGGUCGUGAUUGGUUGAGACUUGUUGUUGCUGACAUUGCUUUAGGUCUUUCUUGGGUUUUCUUUCUCGUGUAUUCUUGGAGAGAGAAGUAUGAUUAGUCUUGGUAAAGGGGCGUGCCCAUUAUCCAUCUUGUUUUGAACAGGAUGCUACUAUGUUCAUUAUCCAUCGAGUUUCGAACGGUGCACUACUUUGUUCAUUAUCCGUCGAGUUUUGGACGGUGCGUUACUAACCUUCAGGGAUUUGUCGGUUAUUAAGAAAAGUUUGAUUAGUCUUUGUAGAGGGUGUGCUUGUUUUCCACCUGAGUUUCGAGCGGUGCACUACUUGUUCAUUAGCCAUCGAGUUUUGGACGAUGUGUUGCUUACCUUCAGGGAUUUCUCGGUUAUUAGAAAAAGUUUGAUUAGUGUUGGUAGAGGGCAUGUCCGUUAUCCUCCGAGUUUCAAAUGGUGUGCCACUGUGUCCAUUACUCAUCUGUGUUUCGAAUGGUGCACAACUGUGUCCAUUAUCCGAAACUCAGUGCACUACUAUGUCCAUUAUCCAUCGAGUUUUGGACGGUACGCUGCUGACCUUCAGAGAUUUCUCGGAUAUUAAAAAAAGUUUGAUUAGUCUUUGUUUGCGUUUUUACAUUUUUAUUCACAAGACAACAACAUCAGUUCUUGUUCAAAUAUCAAUCAACUGCUUCUCAAUUCCGAACUAGUUGGAUUGCUUGGGGCAUCAUAUGGAUAUGAUUGUGUGACAAGAAGCUACUUUGCAAGUUAAAAUUUUGAAACACAAAAAAGAUUGUGUUUCUCUGCUUCAAUCUUGUACAGUACUUUCUUCUUUUUUUUUUUUUGUUCUUUUUGUGUGGAUAAAGUUUGUAUAGUACCUCCUUUUCUCCCUUAAUUAUCUUUGAUGUAAGUUUUUGUUGAUAGAAAUGAGAAGUGUUUGUGAUCUCCUUAUGUUGGCUUCUAUUGAAAUUUUUACCUUUUCAUUUUC